Molecule: messenger RNA, 3251 nt
Organism: Rhagoletis zephyria (snowberry fruit fly)
Lineage: Eukaryota; Metazoa; Arthropoda; Insecta; Diptera; Tephritidae
Product: adipocyte plasma membrane-associated protein-like
Cellular component (GO): endomembrane system
Molecular function (GO): hydrolase activity
Source: RefSeq, a predicted model, not a curated record
UUAGAAGACAUAUUUGAAGAAGCACGUUGCGGUCGACCUUUAGGACUUGCCUUUGAUACGAAAGGUAAUAAUUUGAUUGUAUCCGACGCAUAUUAUGGAAUAUGGGAGGUAAAUCUUAACACCAAUGAAAAGAAAUUGCUGGUAUCUCCACAACAAGAACAACCAGGCAAAGGUAUAAAUCGCAAACCUAAAAUUUUCAACACAGUUGCUGUGGAUCAGAAAGGUGACAUCUAUUGGACUGAUUCAAGUUCCGAUUUCUUGCUUCUUGAUUUGGUAUACACCUCUUUUGUGAAUCCCUCUGGUCGCCUUUUUAAAUACAAUCGCGCUGCCAACGUUAGUACCGUACUACUAGACGAAUUGUUCUUUGCUAACGGUUUGGCACUGAGCCCCGAUGAGGAUUUCAUCAUUGUUUCCGAAACUGGAGCCAUGCGUUUGAUUAAGUACUACUUGAAAGGUCCCAAGGCAGGACAAAGCGAGGUGUUUGUAGAAGGUCUACCUGGUCUACCCGAUAAUUUGACUCCGGAUGCAGAAGGCAUUUGGGUUCCACUGAUAAUGGCUGUUGAUAGUGAACACCCAAGCGCCUUUAAUUUGUUCUCCAACUUUCCUAACAUUCGACUUUUCUUAGCACGUUUGCUUAAUCUCUUCGAACUACCAUUCCGUUUAAUUAACAACGCAUAUCCAAAUAAGUUGACACAAAAGUUUAUUCAUUUUAUUGGACAUUGUGAGAGUGUACUCAUUUUGGCACAUAAACGUGCCACCAUCGUGAGAGUGGAUUGGAAUGGUAAUAUCGUUGGUUCAUUGCACGGCUCCGAUAGGUCCGUGGGGGCAGUGUCGCAUGUCUUGGAAUUCAACGAUCAUCUCUAUCUUGGUUCACCCUUCAAUCGAUUUUUGGCACGUGUAAAAUCUCCGAGAGCCAGCAAACAGCCGGACGUCAUAAUCAGAAAUGUGAGGUAUGAAGGAGUUGGAAUGGAAGCUUCUGUUAAGCCACAAACUACAACUAGUAAGCCUAAGCCCGCUGCUACUACUAAACCACUAACUACGACGUCGCAAUCGACUACUACAACUACUACUACGCCAAGACCCACAACAACGACGCCUCGACCUACUACAACUACUUCGAAACCGACUAAAACUACUAGUAAACCUACAACAACCACGACACGUACACCGCCAACAACUACAACGACUACGACAAAAAAACCGUCUAGUGCAGCACCUAAAACUGCGCCCGGUACACCAAAAGCGAAGUCUACAUCUACGACAGCUCGACCUACCACAACCACCACAGCGCCGAAGCGUGUGCCACCCAAGCAACCCGCACCGAUUAAGGAAGAAAUACCAAAUGAUACCAAACCACCUAAAUUCGACAAACUUAAAGUGAUCACCAAAACGGGUGAACACAUCGAACUUUAAAUAAACUAACACCAACUAACUCAUCAUCAGCCAUCCCAGGUGUCGAACAAAUACUUACAUACCAACAUCAACAUUCGCCGGCAUGUAACAAUAUUGCUUGCAGCAAUAAAAUUAGCAAUAAUCUAGUAAAUAUAAAACGUAUAGCGAUUCAGAGUAAACAGAGUUAAGCUCCACGCAUCCGAAGCGCACCGCCGAAGCUAAGAAUAUUACUGCAGCAUGAUUCCGCUUAAGAUUUUGAGGAUUGUUUAUGAUAGCUCAUAAUUGAAUACAUUCCAAUUAGCAUUGCAAGUCUAAUAUACAGCUAGAACUUUAUUUUGAUUGUGAAAACCACAACCAUACAUUCCACCCAAAUGCAUGCAAAAGGGUUUUUAGAAAUUUUUUGUGCGCGGAAUAAUAAAAAUUUGUUAUAAUUCAGUAAACUCAGUUGGUUUAGAAGGUAGUUAUGUAUGUAUAAGACUAGAGUUACAGCGGAUCUUUGUGAAAACCAUAUUAUUGAAUCUGUGCUCGAACAAAAUUUGAAACUCUUUUGGUUCUACUAAGUUUAUUUAGUACUCGAUUGUACUAACUUAAUAUAAUGAAUAUGUAUAUUUCCACAAAAUCGUAUGAUUUAAAAAAUUUUAAAUUUAAAAACUUGAUAUGAAUUCCUUUUCCCCUCAUUAAAUAUGCGAAAUCUUACUUUUGAGAGAAAUAAUAAAGUAAACUUCAUGUACUGAUUUUGAGAUUUUCUAUGAUUUAUGUAUUUAAUAAGCGUUUUUUCAUAAACUAUUUCCUUUAAAUUGUACAACUAUAAAUAUUUCUUUAAAAUUAAAUAAAGCAUAAUUCAUUUUUAAACGAACUACCUACAUAAUUACUCGGCAGUUUUUAAUAUUUAAUUAAUAAUAUCCAAAAUUUGUUUACUUAAAACAAAUGUUCAGUCAUCGGCUAUAUUUAAAUACAUACACAUAUACUAUGGUGUGUUCGAGUUAACUUAUCUAAGUUUUUGCUGAACUGUUACAUCACAUUGACAAAUUUGCGGCAUACUUAUAAGCAUAAAUAUAUCUACAAUCUUAUCUAUCAUGUAUACAUGUACAUAGGUGCAAGCAUCGAAGCAGCACGAACACCACUAUCGGCUGAUUAUCUAACUGUGCAUGUAUGUAUGUAAGUACAUAGGUAUUGGCGCAUGCAUGUGCUAGCUCAAAUCACGUUUCGUUUAGCUUUCAUUUCUAUUAAUUGCUUUUGUAAAUCAAAUUCAUUCCAAGCGAUCUCACGUGCUUUUUGCGCUUUUCGGACGGCUUGGCGGCUCGGCGGGAUCUGUCCAUUUCCAUUCGGUAUACAUAACGCAUUGGUUUUGUGAAUCCAUGUAGAGAUGAGAUUGUGGACAGCGUUGUAGUUUGGCUGGACGUCCUUGUUCCUCACAUGUCCAAUAUUUUGUAGGGUCCCAAUAGUGGCGGAACAUGGCGUUAACCUCGUGCAGUGUAUGACAGCCGGGCUCGCCAUCAUAUUCGCCAGCGUGUUCAUGUCUUGAUUGCUUAGUCGAAGCCAUUUGAGGGAUUAGUGUGUGAGCAAGGUGAGUCAUUCAAGUCGGACGAGAUUACUUGCUGAGUUUACGUUGAGUGGGGGCGUUGAUGCUGAAAUGGAAAUGUUACCAAAAUUUUUAAAUACUUGCCAACCAUUAAGUGAUUCAUCGUAUUUUAAAUAUGUAUGUUUAUAUGUUUAAAAUUAGCUAGUUAAUGUUUUAUUUAAUUACUAUAAGGCAAAAGUAAUUUUGCACUACUGUAGCGUAGCGUCUGUUGUCCACCUUACAUAAGUGUGUGUACUAUGUAUGUGUCGUAUGUGCACAGAAGGUGAUAGCAGUAAUA